AUUUAUAGGCACAUAAGACAGUGUAGUUAUAAGUUUAAACAAGUUGUUGUUAGGCAUUUUAAUUUAAGUGCUGACAUAAUUGUAUUGUACAUAAAAUAUUGUUUAAACGGUGUGUUUUUGUUGAUUGUGUAAACUUACUUUGUUAUAUUUCAGUGGAUAAAUAUAUAGUGGAGAGCAUCUAAGGCGAGACAAUUAAAUUGUCCGUAUCUGGUGUUUAGCAAUGAAUUCAGUGAAACAUAAACCAUUUAGCUUUGUUAAAACAUGUACGAUCGCUUUUCAAAUCAUAAUCUCAUGUUUUAAAUUUCUAACACAAAUCAAUGCAUAUGACUUGUAAUAUUAAAUAUGUAUUGCACGCACACAGAAUGCUUACACACACACACCACACAUCCACAAAGGGAUAAAGUCCAUCCCGUAUGCAAACAUCAAUGAGUAACCUUUACAAGCUUUCUUUUGGGAGGUCACUUCAGCAGCUGCUCUGGUGUUACAGUGAUCAUUUCAUAAACAAGGAUUUUCUCUUACAUAAGCCUGGAUUCAUAAGCAACACCACAACAUUACUGAAAUUUGGAGAAAGCUCAGUGUCUGGCACAAGAUUCAGGGCCAAAGAGAAGGACAGCUAUUUUCUUUAAAGAACAAAUUCCACGGGAGGGAGAGGGGCGGAGAAUGAUGAAGCAAGUGUUGAUUGGGAUUCUGUGUGGUGCUGCCGUCCUGACCGCGGGUAUCCUAAUCGGCCACUAUGGUAUCGCCAAGGGCAACGGCUCCGCACCAUCCUGGGUGAAUGAGGUGGCGAAGGAUGUGGACGAGAGCCUCAUUGAGAGGUUUUUGUCUGAGGUGGACAACAUCCAGAUUCAGGAAAACCUCCGGGAGUUGACCAAAGUGCCCCAUCUGGCCACCACAGCUGGAGACGAGCAGACAGUACAGUUAAUGCUGAAGAGAUGGCAGGACCCCGAAACGGGUCUGGACCAGGCCUGGAGAGAGGAGUACAUGGUCUACCUGUCUUUCCCUGACCCCAAGAAACCCAACAAGGUCACCGUAGUGAGCUCCUCUGAUACCGUGCUGUACACUGCGAGAGAAAAAGAGAAAAGUUAUACUUCGGACCAAGACGAUCCUGAGGUGGUUCAGCCAUACGCUGCAUUCUCCCCUGCUGGACAGCCAAAGGGGAAGCUGGUGUACGCCAACCAGGGGAAACCAAGUGACUACCAGAAGUUGAACGAGACAGUGGACCUGAGAGGAACCAUCGCAAUCACCAGAUAUGGCGGAGCAGGAAGAGCUGCUAAAGCCAUCAAUGCAGCACCCUACGGAGUCAUUGGUGUGCUUGUCUACACAGACCCUUCGGACAUCAACGAUGGUCUCAUGUCGGACAGCAAUGAGACGUAUCCUCACUCCUGGUACAUGCCGCCGUCUGGUGUGGAGAGAGGUUCUUUUAGCACUAACUAUGGAGACAUGCUCACACCCUACCUGGCUGCCAAAGAGGAAACCUACAGAAUUCCAGUCGAGAACAUCACUGGGAUCCCUCCCAUUCCAAUUCAACCAAUCGGAUUUGAGGAUGCCUACAAGCUAAUCUGUGAGCUAGGUGGAACAGUAGCUCUUGUUUCAUGGCAGGGAGCGUUCAACUGUACCUACAACGUUGGCGGUCCAGGGUUCAAACCAACAUCUGCUUUCAACAACAGUGAUGUGAAACUGGACAUCUUCAACCAUGAAGAGUUGAAGAACUCCUCCAAUGUGAUGGGAGUCAUCAGAGGGAGUGUUGAGCCAGACAGGUAUGUGAUCUAUGGGAACCACAGGGACAGUUGGGUCCACGGUGCCAUCGACCCGAGCAGUGGGACGUCGGUUAUGCUGGAAUUAACUAGAGUGCUGGGCAUGAUGGUGAAGCAGGGCAAAUGGAGGCCUCGCAGGUCCAUUAUCUUUGGAAGCUGGGGAGCGGAGGAGUUUGGCCUUAUUGGGUCUGCAGAAUACACAGAGCAAUACUUCACAAAGCUCAGUGAGCGAACGGUUGCUUACAUCAAUGUGGACAUAGCUGUUUUUGCCAACGCCACUCUCAGGGCUUCUGGGAUGCCGUCACUUCAGAACGUCAUCUUCAAAGCCGCAAAACAAGUCUAUGCACCUGGACUGGACUCCACAUCUGUGUACGACAACUGGAUUCGAUAUGCCAACAGGACAAGCUCGACCCACGGAACCAUUCCCAAGGUGGGAUACUUGUCCGGAGCAGGGAGUGAUUACGCUGCCUUUGUCCAUUACCUGGGAAUCACUUCCAUGGACAUUUCGUACACAUACGACAAGAGUAAAACGAAUGCUCGGAUAUACCCAGCGUACCACACAGCAUACGACACCUUUGACUACGCUUCAAAGUUCAUUGAUCCUGGAUUCGUCAGUCACCAGGCCAUUGCCAGGACAGCAGGAAACGUCCUGAUCCGGCUGGCUGACAGCCUGGUGUUGCCCUUAAACUGCAGUGACUACGCAGAGACACUGGAGGACUACCUCAACACAGCAGUCACCCUUUAUCAGCCCAAACUGCAAGCUAAUGGUAUCUCCAUGGAACCACUCAAAAACGCAGUGGCCAGCUUUCGCAGUGCGGCUACCCGAUUGGACCAGGUGAUUCACAGUCCCGACCUGGCAAAUGAAACACCUCUGGCGGUCAGAAGGAUCAAUGACCAGCUCAUGCUGCUGGACCGAGCCUUCUUGGAUCCUCUGGCCUUCCCAGAUAAACAUGCAUUCAGGCAUGUUAUUUGGGCCUCAAGUAGUGCCGGCCAGCCAACCUUCCCGGGUCUGGCUGAUGCCUAUGCCAGCGCUGAGUCAUCAGGACACUCCAGCGCCUGGGCCAAAGUGCACUACCACCUGUCAGUCCUGAGCCAGGCCAUCGAGGGCGCUGCCCACACACUGGUUGACGUCAUAUAGACGAAGAGGAGGAAGGAGGAAGGAACUGUCCUCAAUUUUUUUAAAGACGGGGACCUGCAGCCAAUGAGCUCGGCCAUAAUGAGAGUAUGGAUUAUAUAAAGUGAGGGCGUUUAGUAACAAAUGAGCAAAGCUCAUUGCCAAACAGCGACAUGAAUGGUGUCUUCUAUCCUCGUCACGGGAUUAGAAUAUUUUAGAAUGAUGCAUGUUUUUUUUAUUACAGCUCUUCACUUCAGAUGAACCACUGUUAAUACAGUUGUAGUUUAUUUUCAUGUGCACACCAACUGUUCAAAUGUGCUUACACUACAGAUUUAAAGUACCUGUUUUACUAAUACUUUCAAACAUUGUGUAAACAACAGGAAGUACAAGAACAAUAAUUAAGAAAAGGCUAAUG
Molecule: messenger RNA, 3283 nt
Organism: Cyclopterus lumpus (lumpfish)
Lineage: Eukaryota; Metazoa; Chordata; Actinopteri; Perciformes; Cyclopteridae
Gene: naaladl1
Product: N-acetylated alpha-linked acidic dipeptidase like 1
Exons: 19
Coding region: 661-2892 (743 amino acids)
Molecular function (GO): carboxypeptidase activity
Source: RefSeq, a predicted model, not a curated record